AUGCACGAAGCAGUUGUAGCUAUUGCGAAAGAAGGCGUAAGCCCUAUUGUCCGCAUAGCUGCCAAUGAAGCCUGGAUGGUCAAGCGAGCACUCGACUCUGGCGCUCACGGCAUCGUAGUGCCCUUGAUAUACACUGUAGAAGAUGCUAAACGUCUCGCAUCAUCCGCCAGAUUCCCGCCAGAAGGACAUCGCGGCUUUGGGUCACCUUUGCCUGUCCAAUGCUUCAAUGACGAAGGCAUGGCGUACUAUCUUCAGCAUGCAAACACAACACUCCAGACCAUUGUACAGAUUGAGACAGCUUCCGCUCUAGAACACGUGCAAGAAAUCGCUGCCAUUCCGGGAAUCGACUGUUUGCUCAUUGGGCCUUUCGACCUUGGCAACAAUAUUGGGCGGCCUAUCCUGGGCGAGAUGCAUCAGGAGCUCAAGGACGCGAUUGAAGCAAUCAAAGAAGCGGCGCACGCUGCAGGCAAGAAGGUUGGUAUCUAUACAAACAGUGGCGAAGAGGCCAAAGCGUACGCGGACAGAGGCUUCGAUAUGAUCAGUAUCUUGACCGAUCAGAUGUGCAUCACGCAAGCUUUCAAGCAAAGUCUGGCCGUGGCCAGUGGUCAGGCUGCAGGUAGUGGAAGUACAAAGGUGAAGGGUUAUGAUGGCAAAUAA
Molecule: messenger RNA, 657 nt
Organism: Parastagonospora nodorum SN15
Lineage: Eukaryota; Fungi; Ascomycota; Dothideomycetes; Pleosporales; Phaeosphaeriaceae
Exons: 1
Coding region: 1-657 (218 amino acids)
Cellular component (GO): cytoplasm
Molecular function (GO): aldehyde-lyase activity
Source: RefSeq, a predicted model, not a curated record